Dromaius novaehollandiae (emu) is the source of this 765-nucleotide messenger RNA. RefSeq lists its product as uncharacterized. The transcript has a single exon. The coding region runs from base 1 to 765 and encodes 254 amino acids. NCBI's taxonomy places the organism in Eukaryota, Metazoa, Chordata, Aves, Casuariiformes, Dromaiidae. The record is from RefSeq and is a predicted model, not a curated record.
AUGUUGUCCACCAAGAAGAACAGUACCAGUAUCCUGACUCUAAAGGAAAUCCUGGAAAAUGGCUUUGUUGCAGGAGCCUCCAGCCAUAGCCAUUCUUCUCCUGUCCACAGUUAUUACAUGGAUUCUAGCAGUGCCUCAAAACUCAAUACCUGGGAGCUCUUCAUAGACUUGGACAACACAGCAAAAGGUAGCUCUCUGUAUGUGGUCAAGCAGUCAGAGUCUCUGAAUAGCUGUCUGAAGACUGACCUGCACGGUCAGACCCAGGGAGUCUCUGAUAGCAGUCUUUUCUCUUUCUGCAAGACCCCUCAUGGUCAAACUGUUUUUGAUUUGUCUGGCUUGACUUCUGAGCACCCCAACAGAGGACUGGGGUGCCACUCCAUGAUGGAUGUGGUCUUGCAGAACACAUCAACACCAUGCAAGACAGAAAAGCACUCCAAACCACUGGAGAAUCUGCUUUCCAAGAGUACUGAGCUUGUAACUGACAUCUCAACUGUUGGGAAGCCACCAGCACCCAGAUGGGAGAUUUCUGAAAUAAAAGUCCCCCUGGACACCAAUCUGUCCCUUGACGUAAGUGCUGAAGAGCUGAGGUUGCUGGGAUGUUCAAAACCGGAUACCCCAUCACUGGACACCUCCUCUGUAGUAAUUCCUCUGGCUUGGCCUGGUGCCUUCAAGAGGUGCCCUGCUCUGAUCCAUAGGUCUUCCACCUGUGAGAAUCAGCCAAGUGAUCCUGAGCCUGUAUCUGGGUUUCUGCAUCAAGUCCUGUGA